CUGAAAAGAGGAAAACAAAUUCAAUUUGAUCAAAAGCGUCUCUCCACUAUCAAAAGCUAACCACGAAGCUUCCUUUCCUUCGUUAUCCUUCUCUCAGAUAUCGUUGCUGUCGAAUUUAGAAGUUGUAUGAGCUGUUCGUGUUUUCGCAUUGGAACUUGAAGAUGUCGAGUGGACCGUCGAGAAGAGUCUCACGUCAAGAUAUACAGUUGGUUCAAAAUCUUAUAGAACGAUGUCUUCAAUUAUAUAUGAACCAGAAGGAAGUCGUGGAAACUCUACUAGCUCAGGCAAAGAUAGAGCCUGGGUUUACUGAACUCGUUUGGCAAAAGCUUGAAGAAGAGAAUCGAGAAUUCUUCAAGGCUUAUUAUUUGAGGUUGAUGGUUAAGCACCAAAUUGAUGAAUUUAAUAGGCUGCUUGAGCAACAGGUGCAGUUAAUGAGUCAAAUUCGUCCAGCUGGAGUUUCUCCAAUACCUAAUUCCAAUGGCUCUCAUGUACCAACUUUGCACCAGAAUUCAGCAUGCUAUCCUGCAGAGCAUUGUGGACCCAGUAUAAAGCCAGAAAACAUGCACCAUCAAAUUGGUUCUGGUUUACCUACUUCAUUUAAUAAUGGAGGAUUGUCAUUGCGUUCAAAUUUGCACUCUUCUGUUGACAUGUCUGCCCAAGUGAACAGGAUUGAUGCCCAACCUAAUAUGGUUUCAACUCAGAGCAUAGAUCUGAUACAAGGGAUGAAUGGGGGAAUGAUCAAAUCAGAAGUGGGAUAUUCAGGAAGCUCUGCUUCCCCUUAUAUGUUUGGUGAUGGCAAUGUCCUGGAACCACGCCCAUCUAUUGCAGAUGCAUCUGUUACAUCUUUUAGCAGUGUGGAGUCCACCUCUCAACCACUGAAUGAAUCACUUCUAGAUGCAGACUCAUCUUCAUUUGGAUUUUUAGGUCAGAUUCCUCGAAAUUUCAGUCUCUCAGAUUUAGCCGCUGAUUUUUCUCAGAGUUCAGAUAUACUGGAGAGCUAUCCUCGGUCACCAUUCCUAGCUACGGAUAGUGAUAAUUUCCUGGAUUCUCGUGAAAGAGGAGAACAUCAAGGAGAUAACAAAAGGUUGGACACUAUAUCAGAAGGCCUAAGUUAUGAAGAUUUUGGAAGUGAAUAGCCUCCAGAAACUGGUAAGGUCCGAGUUGCACAUAUAGAAACAAGGGGGGUUGUAUAUAACAUCUUAUAACCGGAGGUGCUUCGCAGUUUGGAGCUGAAUUCUUGAAGAUGUCUUUGGGUUUGUAUAAGUUAACUGACUGAAUUAUGUAGUGUCAAGAAUUUUUGCGGAUUGUUAAGAAAAUAAUUAAACUUGCUGGUAAUUGCUAAUGUUUGAAAUUUAUUUGUUUGUUCGCCU
Messenger RNA from Pistacia vera, 1370 nucleotides. RefSeq lists its product as uncharacterized. Bases 162 to 1136 code for a protein of 324 amino acids. NCBI's taxonomy places the organism in Eukaryota, Viridiplantae, Streptophyta, Magnoliopsida, Sapindales, Anacardiaceae. The record is from RefSeq and is a predicted model, not a curated record. The transcript is spliced from 8 exons.